AUGGCCGCGUCCCGUUCCUCGCGCGUCACAAGGUCAUCGGUGGGGCUCAAUGGAUUGGACGAGAACUUUUGUGGGCGCACGCUCAGGAACCGCAGCAUCGCCCAGCCGGAAGAGUCGGCCGUGGCUCCGCUGCCCAGGGCUCGCUCGCCCAAGAAGAGGCAGGAGUCCCGCCAGGACUCCAGGCAGCUGGCCAAACAGGACAUCAAGCCGCUGUCCAAGCCGGACCCUAAGAAGGAGAAGACCAAGCAGGAUGCGAAAGAGGACACUGACAACCCGUCGGUCCAGGACUCAGAGCGGCACAUCUCGUUGGAGGGACGGUUAAAGGACUGUAAUAGUUCUCCGGCGGGCGAGCAGGACUUUUUGGCCGGUCCUCGCAAACGGAGUGGCUCGUGUCUGGAAAACGACGUCAGCCCCCAAAAGUCGGAACAUUGCGAUCAAGGGAACGGGGUGCCGGAUGCUCCUCCUUUAAUCAAAAGGGCCAAGCGGUGUUCCCGAGUCGGGGAAUCUCGGGAACGCCAGGAGGACGCCGGGAGCCCCGAGUGUCCCGUCUCUCUUCCUGAACCUUGCGAGGGGAACGCUCGCGUAGACGUUCCCGCCCGGAACUCCGACUUAGCUCCCGACUCACCUGUCCUCAAGGAAGAGAAAGGGGAGCUGGCCAAAGAUGGCCGGGUGGCGCAUGAAGGGGCGCCCGAGUCCCCCAAUGCUCAUAAGGCCUCAAACGGGCUCGGGGACAACACAGCGGAGAACCUCGCCGAAGAGUCUUCGAGCCCGGUCUCCGCCGUCGGCUACCCGCCGCUGCUCAACGGCGGCCGGGCCGAGGCGCCCCCGUCUCCCCGCCCCACGGUGCCUUGUACGAACUCUAGUCCGGCGCGCACGGAGGUCGCCGCCUCAGCGGAGCCGCCCGCUUGGUUCUCCCCGGCCCCUCCGGAGGAUCCGCUGCCUGAGCUGGUGGUAGCCGGGGAGCAGGAAGUGGAGGACGUAGAGGUGGACGUGGUGGGUGACCCCCUUUGUUUGGCCGGCGAGGAGCAGGUGAUGGACAGCGAGGGCGACGGAAAUGGUCGCCCGCAUACGCCGGUGCAGGACACCGCCGCCGCUUCGCCUUCCCCCGCCACCUACAACAGUAACUCAGGAGAAACAACCCCCCCGCUGGCGACGAGCCCGCCCGCCGAGCCCGGGCGCACGGCCCUGUCUUUUGCCGAGCUCUACGAACACAGGUACACCCUGCGGACUUCGCCCCGCAAGGCCAAGGCCUGCUCUCCACCUCGAGACGCCGCCGCCCCGAAGGAGGACGGGGAGGCGUCGGAGGGGAUGGACGAGGACUUUCUCGCUCCUUCGGACUCUUUGUGUCGCCCUGACCACCACGAGACGGGCCGCGCGGAGCCCGGAGACGAGACGGGCCGCGACGACGGCGCCCCUGUGGUGCCCGGAGACGUGGGCAAGGAAGCGGUGUGCAGUCACGCCGCAGAGGAAGAAGAAGAGGAAGAGGAGGAGCCAGACGUGUAUUACUUUGAAUCCGACCACCUGGCUCUGAAACAUAACAAAGAUUACCAGAGGUUGUUGCAGACCAUCGCCGUUCUCGAGGCCCAGCGCACGCAGGCCAUCCUGGACUUGGAGACGUUGGCGCGGCACCGAAGAGAGGCCCUGGCUGACCCCAUCACCUUUGUGGAGCGGCUGCAGAAGAGGAUGCAAAUGAAUCAUCACGCCGAAAAACUCGCUUGCAAAGCUUGUUUGAGGGGAUCUGAAAAGACGUCUGGUUUAUUUUCGUUCAACGUCACCCAGCCCUACUUGUUGCAUUUCGGCGGCUUUCUUCAGGUGACUCUGGGACUGCCGUGUCCCCAGCGUGUGGUUCAGCUCCCGGACCUGGCGUGGGAGCAGUACACCUCUGGCCUUGGGGAUUUCCAGAGGGAGUUCUGCGACAAGAAACGGAAAACCAGGCGGCUCAAGCUCAUCUUUGACAAAGGUUUGCCCGCCCGACCCAAAAGUCCCGUCGAGCCCAAGAAAGACUGUGAAGCCUCCACCUUGUACUCGUCACUCCCCACUAGUGACGCCCCAGAGAAUGGCAGGCAGACACAGAUGAUCCGGGGUAGGCUUUGUCACUCCAGCAAGCCCGACACCUUUAACCAGCUGUGGACGGCGGACGAGCAGAAGAAACUGGAAGAGCUGCUUAUCAAGUUUCCUCCCGAGGAGGUGGAGUCCAAAAGGUGGCAGAAGAUCGCAGACGGGUUGGGCAACCGGACGGCCAAACAGGUUGCUAGCAGGGUGCAGAAGUACUUCAUUAAACUGACAAAAGCUGGAAUCCCCGUGCCCGGAAGGACCCCCAACCUGUACAUGUACACUAAGAAGGCGACCAGCAAGAGGCAGCACCACCUCAACAAACACCUCUCCCGGCCCUCCACCUUCCUCACCUCCUACGAGCCUCCCGUCUUCAUGGAUGACGAUGACGACGACGACGAGCGGGCGGCGUUCUACGGCGCCAUGCACGACCCCGCAGACGACGACGACUCGGACGACGAUGGCAUCCCCGUGGACCUGCGUCAUCUGCCAGAGUACAAAGAGCUGCUGGAGCUGAAGCGUCUGAAGAAACAAAAGGUUCAGGAGCUCUGCGAGGACAAGGCCGGCGUGCGACACUUGGGAUACAAGUGCGACGUGUGCGGCGUGGAACCCAUCCAGGGUGUGCGCUGGCACUGUCAAGAUUGUCCCCCGGACAGCACCGUGGAUUUCUGCGCCAACUGCUCAGACUGCUUGUUCAAGACCGAGACCCACAAGCCCAAUCACCACUUGGACCCCGUGUACCAGCCCGACACUUUACUGGACCGUGACUACCGCCUGCCACAGAGCACCAGCUACAACUACCUGGAUCCCAACUACUUCCCGGCCAACAGAUGACAGACGAGCGGCAGUAGCUCCACCGCACGCACACGUUCUCUUUCUUUCUCUCCAGCGCGCAUGGCUCCAUCGCUCAAGCCGUGCCGGAACGCCAGCUUCGUAGGAGGGGGAGCGGAGCGGCGCCGCUGCCGCCGAGUGGCCGGCCGGCCAAGUCGCCGCCGGGCGGGCCUCAGCGAUGGAUAUUUUAAAGAAAAAGACAAAACAAAAAAAAGUGAAGGCCACAUUCCCGCGCGUCAAGAGUGGCGCUUUGUCGCGCUUCCACAUUUCAAAUGCCAACACAGCGGUUUUUGUUUUUUUAUUUUACCCCCCUCCCACACCACACUCACCCGUCAGUGUUUGCCGCUAUGGAUCACGUGAAGCGUUUAUGAUGACCAGUAGUUGGCGCUAGAUGUUGUGUGUGUGUGUGUGUGCCAUUGAAAAUAAUACAAAACGAAAAAAUAUUGUUUAGUCCGUCAUCUUUCGGUUGAAGCUCAUGGAAAAAGAUUGUAUUUUUAUUAAGCUAUUUAAAAAAAAAAAAGAAAAAAAAAUUUUGAGGUGGUGCUCCGUGCCUCCAC
Molecule: messenger RNA, 3440 nt
Organism: Syngnathus typhle (broad-nosed pipefish)
Lineage: Eukaryota; Metazoa; Chordata; Actinopteri; Syngnathiformes; Syngnathidae
Gene: zzz3
Product: zinc finger, ZZ-type containing 3
Exons: 12
Coding region: 1-2886 (961 amino acids)
Molecular function (GO): zinc ion binding
Source: RefSeq, a predicted model, not a curated record